AUGGAGGACAAAUUUCGCGAAGCCUUCAUCUUGUUCAGCUCGUGUAAGGACAAGAUGGAGUUGCACCAGUUUUACGAACUUAUGCAUUCCUUUGGUAUUAUCCUCUCGGCUGAGGAGAAGGCUGAUUUACCCGUGAUGGUCGACAUGGAAUUCUGGCUGAACGUGGCGAACAAGCACUACAACCACGAGGACCCCUUCAAGCAUGUCCGCGGGUUGAGCGACAAAAGCUCCAGUGUUCAAAUCAAAAUUCAAAACUUCAUAGGGGUAAUGAAAGCGCUGGAUACGAGACUCACAGAUAAAGACCUGGAACUCCUCCUCAAAAUAGCAAACCCAGAAAACCACGACACGAUUGACUUGAACACUGUCUCGCAGAGACUAGCCCAGGUUAUCUAG
This is a messenger RNA of Plasmodium fragile, 393 nucleotides long. RefSeq lists its product as uncharacterized. The transcript has 3 exons. The record is from RefSeq and is a predicted model, not a curated record. NCBI's taxonomy places the organism in Eukaryota, Apicomplexa, Aconoidasida, Haemosporida, Plasmodiidae. Bases 1 to 393 code for a protein of 130 amino acids.